Molecule: messenger RNA, 8973 nt
Organism: Parus major (Great Tit)
Lineage: Eukaryota; Metazoa; Chordata; Aves; Passeriformes; Paridae
Gene: CAMK1D
Product: calcium/calmodulin dependent protein kinase ID
Exons: 11
Coding region: 267-1448 (393 amino acids)
Biological process (GO): peptidyl-serine phosphorylation
Cellular component (GO): intracellular anatomical structure
Molecular function (GO): calmodulin binding; ATP binding; calcium/calmodulin-dependent protein kinase activity
Source: RefSeq, a predicted model, not a curated record
GAACGGGGGGGAAGAGAAAGUUGGGAGGAAAUAGCCCAGGAAAAGUGACACUCGCGGAGCCCGCCGGAGCGCGGAGGAAAUAAAAGCGGCGGCGGGCAGGAAGUGUGAGGAGGAGGAGGAGGAAGGGGAGAAGAAGGAGGCGGAGGAGGAGGAAAAAGAAGAAGAAGAAGAAACAGCAGCAGCCGCUGCCGCCGCGGCAGAAAAGAAAGCAAAAGCCGCCCGAGGGCUCGGAGCCGGCGGCGCGGCAUCCGCGGGGCUGCGCGGCCAUGGCCCGGGAGAACGGGGACGGCGGCGGCUCCUGGAAGAAGCAGGCGGAGGACAUCAAGAAGAUCUUCGAGUUCAAGGAGACGCUGGGGACGGGUGCAUUCUCUGAAGUUGUUUUGGCUGAAGAGAGAGCAAGUGGAAAACUCUUCGCAGUCAAAUGCAUUCCCAAGAAGGCACUGAAGGGAAAGGAAAGCAGCAUAGAGAAUGAAAUUGCAGUGCUGAGAAAGAUCAAGCAUGAAAAUAUAGUUGCUCUGGAAGACAUCUAUGAGAGCCCGAACCAUUUAUAUUUGGUCAUGCAGUUAGUGUCUGGUGGAGAGCUCUUUGACCGCAUUGUUGAGAAGGGGUUCUACACGGAGAAGGACGCCAGCACCCUGAUCCGGCAGGUCCUGGACGCUGUGUACUACCUGCACCGCAUGGGCAUCGUGCACAGGGACCUCAAGCCUGAGAACCUGCUUUACUACAGCCAGGAUGAAGAGUCAAAAAUCAUGAUCAGUGACUUUGGAUUGUCGAAGAUGGAGGGUAAAGGAGAUGUGAUGUCCACAGCCUGUGGAACUCCUGGCUAUGUUGCUCCUGAAGUGCUGGCCCAGAAGCCCUACAGCAAAGCCGUGGAUUGCUGGUCCAUCGGGGUCAUUGCCUACAUCCUGCUCUGUGGUUAUCCCCCUUUCUAUGAUGAAAACGACUCCAAACUCUUUGAGCAGAUCCUUAAGGCAGAAUAUGAGUUUGACUCUCCAUACUGGGAUGACAUCUCCGAGUCUGCUAAAGACUUUAUUCGGAAUUUGAUGGAGAAGGACCCUAAUAAAAGAUACACCUGUGAGCAGGCAGCACGGCACCCCUGGAUCGCUGGAGAUACAGCACUCAACAAAAACAUCCACGAGUCGGUCAGCGCUCAGAUCCGGAAGAACUUUGCAAAAAGCAAAUGGAGACAAGCGUUCAACGCCACGGCAGUCGUGCGGCACAUGAGGCGGCUACACCUCGGCAGCAGCCUGGACAGUGCCAGCGCCAGCGUGUCCAGCACCCUCAGCCUCGCCACGCCACUCCCCGACGCAGCCACACGGAAAGAUUGUAUGUCUCCAUCCACUCUCUGUAGUUUUGUUUCAUCUGCUUCUUCAGGCGUUUCUGCGGUAGGAGGGGACCGGAGACCCAGACCCACCACAGUGACCACAGUGCACACAGGGAGCAAGUGAGCGCCGGGGCGGCGAGGAGCGGGCAGGCGGCCUCGAGCCGUCCCACCCUGCUCGGCCAAGGACUAGAAGAAAGAAGAUUUUUUUAUGGCCAUAUUUUAUACUGCAAUUCUGAAAUGUUUCAUUUAUCACAAACUGCAAUGACUCCAGGAGGAACGGAAUCUAACAGUCUCUGGUGCUGUACAUAUAUAUACAUAUAUAUAUAUAUCUAUAUAUAUAAAUAUAUAUAUGUAUGUGAGUCUAGCAAUGUUCUAACUAAUGAACACUCAUUCUUUCCCCCAGUGAUUUACUCUCUUCUCAGUGUAGGUAACAGUAUAUGUUGUAUUUUUUUCCAUUAACUACAAACAUCUCAACUGGAUUAUUUAAAUAGAAAUACUUUUCUGAGCAUUUUUUUUUUCUUUUAAAAAUUACUUCAAAUAAUGUCCCUCUUCCAGUUUGCUGGGGGAUAGGCUAUUUCUGUAGGUAGGAAUUGGCAUUAACUUUGCAACCCGGGAGGAUUUCAAUGGCAUGCCAUUUCUUGCUCCUCAAAUUGGACUGCAAGUCUGUCUGGCUUUAGCCGAGCUGUUACUGCUCAGAUUAAGAAACUGCUGCUUUCCCCCCCAUCCUCCUCCUUGAAAGCCAUGGGGAGAAUUAAAUUGCCACCAGCUGGGAGUUAGCUCAUCCUUGGCCUCAUUCCUGUUGUGCUGGGGAUCAGCACCCCUGUUUCAGAGGAGAGGCAGGGACAUGGAGGCAGGAGCUGACCAGAGCUGUGCAAGGGAAAUGAUAGCACAGUCUCAUCCUGCAGCUCCCAUCUCCUUUGACUUGCUGUGUGUUGCGAGCAGAGGGAAAGAAAAGGAAGAUACGGGGGUGGGAAUCAUCAUCUUCUGCCACUGAUUUGCUGUGCUGCCCUCAAGCAAGACAUUUAAUUCACCAGCCUCCCUGUAGUGUGGCCUCUGGCAUGGGGUGCAUCCAGCCCAAGGGCUUCAUGAGAUGCUCAGCACCUCCCAGAGUAGCCAAAAGUGGGGAGAGGAGUGGUGCUUGAAGCCCUCUGUAAAGCACUGGUUUGCACCCAAAGGUUCUUGGGUGCAAAUUGCAGGAUGUGGUGUAGUGUAGCUCCAUCAUGAUCAGGCUGAGGGCUGACAAGGAGUGCUGAGCUGGGAAAGCAGGACCCUGCUGGAAGGCACAGGCACAGCUGGUGGCAGGGGUGGCACUGGCUCUCCUUCCUCCCCAGAGACUCAUAUACCAAAGGAAGCCAAAUUUUUACCCAUUUUUUAAUUACUAAGUGCAUGCACUUUCCAGGCUCUUUGUGCUGGUGCAUUGUUCAGGCAUAGCCACCACAACUGUUGUGCUGCUGGGCAUUAAAGCAGCUUGAAACAGAGAAGAGAGCAAAUUUUCCCAAUUUGCUAAAAGGCUCCCUCCAGGUUACCUCAAUGAAAUUCCCAUCUGAUUUUGCUUUGAGGAGGUGAGAGGGGAGGCAGGUGGCAGAGGAAGAUGCCCUUCACUGGGCACUCUGAGCCCUCCCAUCCCAGACAGGUCCAUCCCUGCCAGAGGCACAAUUCCCUGCAAGGUGCUCUGUUGCCACACUUGCCUCACUUGUUCUGCACAAGAAAUUGUGAAAUCCAGUCACAGACAGAGCUGAAUGUAUCAGGCAAUAGUGCCUGUGCUGGGAAAAGCCAUAAGAUAGGUAUUUUUCAUCGAGAUUUCUAUAUCCUGCUCCAGCUUUAGCUGGUUGGCUUCACACAGCAGAGCCGGGAUUUCAUCCAUCUUUCUAAAAAAAAAGGAAAAAAGAAACCUGGAAAAGCAGGUUGCAGUGAGCCCUGCCUCUGUUUGAAAUAGCCACUCCAGUGGCACUCAGAGCUGUUGCACCAGAUCCCUAGUUUCCUCUGUGUUAAGUUGCUCCCUGUUUUCAGAGGGCUGUGGCACAUCUGAGGGAGCCCCGGGUGCUGCAGCUGCCAUGGAUGUUCACACAGAAAAGACAUCAACUUCUCAUUUUAGGAAAGAUAGCAGAUACUGAACUGUUGGGGGCUUAUAUCAAAACUCCAUAUAAUUUCCACGGUGAAGACUUCUGACCAAGAUUUGGGCAGACUGAAGGGCAGGGGAUCUCCUUGCUGCAAAUCACGUUCCUGUCCCUGCACCCUGGCCAUUGCCAUCAUACACUUUUUAUCAGCAUCUGCAUCUGAGCUCUUUAUGUCUUGCUGCAAAAGCAUUAAAACAUGAAUAGAACACAUUUUAAACUCAGUCUAAGGCCACUUUAUUUGGCCAGCCUGAGUAAGGAGGUUUUAGUUUUGAGGGACUCCAACCCCAAAAAAAUUCAAGGUAUUUCGAACCCCAGUGAUUCCAUAAGCACAGUUGGGUCUAUUCUGCUGCAGUUGCAGGUUGUAAAUAGACUCCCAGUCUGGCAUCAGUGGAGUUCCCCAUAUUUACACACAUGCAACCAAAAGCAGGAUUUAGUUAGGGAAUAAUUGUCUCUGGAAUAAUUUAGGGGGAAAAAAAAUAAAAUAGGGAAUAAUUUUGUCUCUGUAGAGCAAUUUUAAAGUUUAGGGCUCAAGGGUUCCCUCUGUGCCUCCUCUUCUGAAACCUGAGGUUUGGUUUGAACGUGACCUCAGCAGUUGCUGUGGCCACUGAUCAAAAUACAGCAUCCAAAUGAAUCUUGUAGAAAAAAGAAAAGCAAAUGGAUUUCCAUCUCUGAAACAAAGAGCAGUGACAGGAGCAAAGGCAGACGUGCUGUCCUGCAGAUGGAGGGUUCCCAUGCGCUGGCUGCCCCUCCUUGCUGGGUGCUUUCUGUGGUUUUUUGUUGGGAGGGUAUUUUUCCUUCCAUUUUUGGAAUUAGUGUGAUUUGGUUUUGUUUCUGCAAGUAAUAUUCUGCCUUGGUUGUGUAAUUUAUCAUUCUCUUUGGCUUGCUAUCAACUGCUGGGAUCGUAAGAUAAGAAACAGAAGCACUUAAGAGCAAAAUUGUUUCUUUCUGCUGCAGUUUUGGUGGUGGGGAGCUCUUCUUUGGUAUCAGUGAAACACAGAUGGAGACCUGACCUAGGUUCACCAAAUGCUUAAAGAUGUCUCCUGAAGCAUCACUUGGUUAAAACGUCUCAGUUUAAAUCUGUGUAAAUCUGUUAACAGGGGUGACUUGGUAUCAGCCAGGCCAGAUCUGUGGGAGGGGGCUGGAGACAUUUGCCCCUUGGCAGCACAGCCUGUUAGGGCAAACACUCUGGUCUUGCUUGCCAGGGAUGCUCCAGUGCUUUUGCAUGUCCUUCCUCUGCCCCAGCCUGCUUCUGCUCAGCCACUCUCACAGGAGAAUGCAAAGGUGAUGUAAAUAAUGUGGACAUGAGGGGAAUGGCCACAUAGCCCCACAGUAGUAGCUUCAAAACAAAUCCCCAGCUGGCCUUGCCAUGAAGGACUAGGUAGAAAAAUCACUCUGGGCUCUUUUCCAAUGAACUGUCCCACUAAACAAUCUGUGAUUUGCUGCUUGCAUGAGGACUUCAGCCUGGACUCUGUUUGUUACCCUUUCCUGCUUUACCUUACUGGUACCAAUGUGUUUUUCCUUUGUAAAUUGUUUUCCUCAGCUCCUUCCCCUUCUUUUUCUUUGCUUGCAGCUUUGAUUGUUGAUUUUUACCUCCAGAGUCACAGAGGUCAUCUCUGAUGCCAACAGCAGUGCUCUUGCUGGGAAAACAAAACAAAACAAAACAAAACAAAAUCCAGAAAAGCUCCAGCUGGCCCCUUAGCCUGCAGAAGAAGUUGUGAGGACAGGCUGCCCAUGAACUCUGCAAGCUGAAAGUCAGUAUUGCAGUGGCAAGGGCUUCUGCUGAUGAUUUUGCAUGUGACUUCAUUCUCAGUGCAUCCUAACUUUCUGCUGGAUCACCCCUUCUGCAGCAUGAAAUGGAUAUUUGACCCUGCAACAUGGCUAGUGGGGAAGUAGGAGCGUGGGGGAAAACCUGGCAGUGUUGCUUUCUUGAGACUGUGUCACUCUGCUGCUGCUGUCUCUUCUGUCCUGGUUGCUGCUGUACAGGUGCCAUUAGAGUAGUGGGUACAAAAAAAAAAAAGAAAAAAAAAGAUUUUACCUAUGCUUUGUGUGUCUGUUAUGGUUGUGGUGCUGAAAUAAAACCAAGAAAUUUGGUUCAUUCCUCAUGUGAAUCAAACCACAAAGAGGGGUGUGAUCCCACUGGCAGACAUCUCCAUAUAGUUCUACAGUAGGCACUGGAUAUGGGUUUCUGCUGUGCGUGUGUCCUGCAUACCUCCAUGACUAUUGACGGUAUUUUUAUUUAUUGCCAAUUAUUUUGGGUCCCUGCCUGGUUCUGAUGAAAUUCAGGUCCUGUCCUAAGGUUUUUUUCUGUCCCAGGGCCAGCAUAACCCCUGAUCUCAGGCUUUUCUUCCCAAACCCUCUGCAUACCAGAACAUGGGCCUCCAGGGUGCCAUGAAAUGCAGUUGCAGCUGGCCCCAAGGUUGUCCCCUUCCUAUUUUUAGGGAAGCAAUCCACCAGAGAAAGCCAGAUAGCUUUCAGCUAUUGGCAAGCAGAGAGGAUAUUGCCCUUUGAUGUGAACUUGGCAUUAACAAGAUCAGCUCUAGGGAAACCUGCUCUAUUACUUCCUCCUGUGAUAACAGCUCCAGUCCUGAGCAGCACUGAAUGAGCACCAGAUAAAAACACCAGAUUGACUUUGCCAGUAAGAUCGUGCAGGCUGUAGCCUGUUCCUUUUGCUCUUUCCAAAGAAUCAGGGGAUUAAUCUACUGGCAAAAUAAGUUUCUAGGCUGAGCCCCAAGGUACAGAAGUAGCUUCCAUUCGGCAUAUGGAAAUUCUCAUUUGAUGCAGUUAUUCCUGUUCUAGCUCCCGUGCAUAUUUACCUCUCUGAAUUUGGGCCUGAAUGCAUCCCAGAAAUUAUUAAUGGGAAGGGAGUUUUGCCUUCCAUAUUGUGCUUAUUUUCACCAGAAACUUGAACACUCAUUCAAGCAAAAAGCAGAAACACACACGGAGACUACAGUAUCCAAGGAAAACAGCAUCAAGACCAAGAGGGGAGGAUUAGUUGGCAAAUCACUGUCAGCAACGGCUGAGCGAGGGAACAGCAACCCGCUCACAAACACUGCAUGAACUCUUGUUUCCCCUGGUUAACCAGUCAUCCCAUAUUUCAUGCCCAGCAGCAAGUUUCACUCAGUCCCCUUUGUUUUCCCUCACAUCCCUGAAGCCAGGUCCUGCCUUCCCACCCUGUGUGUGAGGUGCUCUGGUCUCUGUGACACACGUGUGUGUUUGUGGUUUGUUGUGGUCCCAGGGAUCGCAGAUCCCUCUGGUGGGUGAUCAGGAGUUGGUCCAGGAUUUUUGGUGUAACUUUGCACAGUUGGGUCAAAGCUGUGUAAAUAGUGUUUGUAGUGCAGGAGGCUCUUUAGCCUGGACUCUGGUUUUCAAGAUCCCCUUCCCCACCACAAAUAGUGCCACUUAUCUGUCCAGGUAGCUUUUUUUUUUCCCUUCCUCUUCAUAAAUGCUAAGGUCAGUCAAAUGGCUCUUACAGUCUUUCCAUGCUCCAGAGUGGAAUCAGGGCAUGUGCACUCACAAUUGUGAAAAAACACUGCUGAACUAAUGAUGGCAUCAACUGUCCAAUAAAUGCAUGAUACUGCACUGCAUGUACUAAACUGCUGUUCACUGUUUCUGUAUUUCCCAAGCAUUUCUUUAUGCACAUUCAACCCAACCUUCUCUCUGAGGGAACUACUUCUAUGUAUUGCUUUUAAAUGACUCAAUGUAUCUGUAACUUGAAAUCCAUUGUUAAGUUUAAGUAAAUGCAAAAGCUGAUGUUUUGUAAACAAGAUACUGCAAAGCCUGGUAAUGUAUUUUGUCCUUCUGUUGAGUGCCCUGCAGCAUGUAUAGAAAGAGUCACCAUCCAGAGCAGCUAAAAAUUAGGCAGCAGUCGCACAGGUGUAGAAGCAGGGAGCUGGGGAGGUGAGAAUCCCUUUUUUAAUACAAUGCUUACAAAUCUGAUCUGCAUCAAAAUUCCUUUCCUGGGUCACUAAUGCUCAGAGCUACCAAGAAACACAUUGUUUUUUUUGUCCAAAUUGUCUCUUUGUUUUUUCUUUUUUCCUUUUGGUUUGUUUUUCCUAGUGAAAAUUCAGAUUGGUUGACUCAAAAUCUUAGUAUUUUUCUCUUCCUACAAAAUAAUUCUUUCUCACCUGUUGCAGAAUGAACUGCAUUUUGGGGACCAAGAUGCUGUGAUUCUUUGCCUGCACAAAAUAGGGCAGAAGGCUGAGCUGAAUUUUCCCAUCCUUUCCAAAGCAUCACCAGCUAACUACUACCAUUUAAUCCCUGAACCUCCAAGUAAUAGCAUUUAUCCACAGAAGAGUUUGGUGUGGUACUUCUCCAUCUUCCACAUGGAAAUCAUGUCCUUGCCUUCUCUUCCCUUAGUCAUUGACCCAUUUUCAUCUGUGCUGGUCUUUCCAAGGCAGGGUACAGGAUGGCUCCAUGGUACUUGUAUUAGCUCCAGCCCAAACCUCUUGUGGGUAUCAGCAAGGCUUUGGUCCCAGCUCCUGAGUGGCUGCUGUGUGGAAGAUGCUCGAGUUCACAACACUCAAAACAGAGUUGUGUGAAAGGACUGGGAAAUUGCUCUGUGCUCCUGGCGAGGCCAGGCCUGGGGUGCAAGCACCAUCCUGGUGGCAUAGCCCUUGGAAAUUACUCUCCAUGGUGGCCAAAAACGCCAUGAAGUCAUGAGCCUUCCUUUAAGGCUGGUGCUCGGCCAGGGCUGUGCCAUUGGUGAAUCACUGUAUGGCAGCACAACAAAUCAUCAGUUACAGACAUAAACCAGCCUGAGUUCAGAUUGCUGAGGCAGCACAUGGUGCAAGGUUCCACAAGAAGUUUGGUUUGUGCUGUGGUUCCUGGUGGGUGGGAGAUCCUAGGGGGUUGCUCAGAACAGCUCCGAGCUUUUCCAUCUCUCAUCUUGCGUCCCCUGAGCCCAGCAUGGCAUCACAAAUGCUGAGUCUUACUAGAUCAAGCAUGACCCCCAAAGUGAAGAGUGUGGAAGGUUGCAGCUCAGUUGGUGCGACUCAUGUUUUGGUCAACACAACAUCAGUGACCUGCUGUACAUUGACCUCUAGCUGAGAAACAAUAUUUUGGACUAUUUGGGCCUUUUUUUAGAUAGAUAUUUUAUUUGAGUCAGAAAAACAGUGGGGGAAAAAAACCAAAACCCUAGUCUGCCCAGAACAGUGACUCCCCAAACAUCCCCAACUGUAAAACAUCCCUCAGUUGACUUCUAAUGAAAAUGCAAGCAUGUUUUCUACAAAGGCUUAAAUCUUAAUCAAGGAAUGUCAGUGUGCCUAAUAUUGCAGGUCUUGUGAUUGAUAACAAGUUCAUAACAGCAUCCAUGUCCAAAAAGAAGGAAGAAUGUGUAUUUACUCCAUGCAUGUAUUAAGGCAUCGCAAAAGUUUUAUCUGCGUAAUGAGUUUGCAGUUCUGCAAAUUGUUAAUGGGGCUACAUCGCAAGUGGUUCUUUGCCUUGACAAUCAUGUAUACAUAUCGAGAUUUCUAUCAUAAUGACAAUUUAAAGGGAUGACUAAUUGUUUUCCUCCAAUAAAUCCAAUUAAAUCAG